Messenger RNA from Ramularia collo-cygni, 888 nucleotides. RefSeq names its product related to formin binding protein. Gene Ontology annotation, molecular function: RNA binding; zinc ion binding. Gene Ontology annotation, cellular component: nucleus; precatalytic spliceosome. Bases 1 to 888 code for a protein of 295 amino acids. NCBI's taxonomy places the organism in Eukaryota, Fungi, Ascomycota, Dothideomycetes, Mycosphaerellales, Mycosphaerellaceae. Gene Ontology annotation, biological process: mRNA splicing, via spliceosome. The transcript has a single exon. The record is from RefSeq and is a predicted model, not a curated record.
AUGUCAGAGUACUGGAAGUCGACGCCAUCAUACUGGUGCAAGUUCUGCAGCCAGUAUGUGCGCGACUCGCCUCUAGAGCGGAAGAACCACGAUGCGAGCGGGAGGCACCAGAACAACAUUUCCCGGAGUCUGCGUGAAUUGCAUAAAAACAAAGAGCGGGAAACGCGUGAUCAGCAGCGUGCUAAGGACGAAGUCGCCAGACUUAAUGGACUGUUCAGCGAUAAGCCAGGCGGUGCACGAGAUGCAGCCAAGCCGGUGGGAAGCACGUCGCGGGCGACUCCAGCGCCUACAAAUGUAAACUCGGCAGAGCAGAGGAAGGCACACGCAGAGCAACUGGCGGCGAUGGGCGUCGCUUUACCCGAGGAGUUGCAAAAGCAGGUCACUGGUGUGGGCAAUUAYCACGUUGUCUCGGAGCGUCGAGUGGAACCAUCCGAAGCUGGCGUUGUGAGUGGCAGUCGCUCCCUCGCAGAGAUUCUCGCAGAGGCAAAAGGAGAGCCAUCUGAAGUAGAAGAGGAGCAGGAUGCAGAAGAGGGAAGCAAGACUGCGCCCAAGCGAAAGCUUGAGCACGACGAGAACGAGGACGAGGAAGGUGAGCCUAAGCGCAAGGCAUGGGGAAGCAACUUCAAGACAUAUCCUGCAGUUAAAGAUGCCGCUGAUGAUGACUUCGACCUCGACGCGCUUUUAAGUGGCGUAGUGAGGAAGAAGGAGCCGGCUGUAAAGGCCGAAGGUGAUGAUAGUGUUGUCAAGCAAGAAGAUGAUGCAUCCUCGCCAAAACCUCUGAGCUCCGUGCCAGAUGUAGGCCAGUCGGAACCUAGUCAUACCAAACCAGAAUCUGCCUCGGAAGCUGCCCCAGCUGUCGUCUUCAAGAAGCGGAAAGGCAAGAAAUGA